AUGGCAUCGGCAAUAGAAAUUUUAGCGAAACAGGCGAUGAAGACCUUCGGCGAUCGCAGGAGCGUUAGCUACAGGCUUUGCCAGAAAAACCUGGACAAAUUGUGGAAUCUGAUGAAUAAGAUAACUGCCCAGGAUGUGAAACUGGAUGACAGUGUUCUCAACUACGUCAAUAUACAACCAGCACCUAUGUGUGUGAUGGACAUAUUCGAAAACAAGGAUAUAACGAUCGCGAUUUUCAUACUUAAACACGGAGUAAUGAUGCCUAUGCACGAUCAUCCUGGGAUGCACGGUUUGUUGAAGGUGAUCAGCGGUAUAGUGGAAUUGAACAGUUAUAGUCUGAAGACGAAAAGCGAUCAUAUAAUUAAGGCAAACGAGGAGAUUGCGGCUCUCAGGCACCGUCCGGUAACUCUUCACAGUAAUUCGCUUGCUUGUGUUCUCACACCGUCAGACAAGAAUCUACAUCAAAUUUCUUGCAUCGAAGGACCUGCGGCUUUCUUGGACAUACUCAGUCCACCAUACGAUGUCGAUAUAUUCGGCCAUGGACCAAGACCAUGUACAUACUUUAAAGUUAUCAGAUCCAAGCUAUGCGCAGAAUGUACGGAUGUGAUUGAAGAAGUGCACUUAUCGGUCGUAGAAAGUCCACCGGACUUCUACUCCACGAGUUUGGAAUACAUUGGACCGCCAUUAAAAACCUACAACGACUGAAACAACGUUUUCUUUCGUUUUCUACAAAACUCGUGGAUUUUAAAUUCGUUACGUUCGUUCUUCGAUAUAAUAAUCAGGAUUGGAAAGUAAGGCGUUAUUCAGAACGCCGUUACUAUUAGAUGUUAUUUUUUCUCAGCGAUAAUUUGGUAAGGACACUAUUUCUUCUCAUUAGUAACGGGUAACGAGUUACUUUGUGAAAGUAACUUUUCAAUCCUGUUAGUAAUGUAGGAUAAUUAUACGCUUUAUUUCAUGUAAUUGCACGCGAAGCUUGUGUUUCUCGAGUAAUCAGUCGAAAUAAUUAUUUCUAUUAAGAUCAAAGCAAGAGCAAAAUAAUUAUUAAGUGUCAGAUGAGGUCACAAGAAUAUACGACAAAAGCGCAAGGUAGAAAAAAUUAAAUUGCACAUCCGUGUUACUGAAACUGUUCUCAUAUACUAGCUGACAAUUGCAUAACAAUAUCAAAUUAUGAUGCAAAAGAAAGGAGCACGAUAGCGCUCCUUGGUAUUUUUCGUAUGUACAAUGAAGAAACGCAAUCGUGGCAUUCAAAUAGUUGAUCAUACACAAUUUCAAUUUAAAAUAGUUUUAGUUCAUGGGCAAACACUGUACAUUUUGUUACAUCUAUUAUUUAUUUUCAUCCUAUAGUUACUUU
This is a messenger RNA of Dinoponera quadriceps, 1351 nucleotides long. Its product is annotated as 2-aminoethanethiol dioxygenase. NCBI's taxonomy places the organism in Eukaryota, Metazoa, Arthropoda, Insecta, Hymenoptera, Formicidae. The transcript has 2 exons. Gene Ontology annotation, cellular component: mitochondrion. Gene Ontology annotation, molecular function: oxidoreductase activity, acting on single donors with incorporation of molecular oxygen, incorporation of two atoms of oxygen. Bases 1 to 705 code for a protein of 234 amino acids. The record is from RefSeq and is a predicted model, not a curated record.